This is a messenger RNA of Mesoplodon densirostris (Blainville's beaked whale), 1092 nucleotides long. It is a transcript of the gene RXFP4, whose product is annotated as relaxin family peptide/INSL5 receptor 4. Gene Ontology annotation, molecular function: G protein-coupled receptor activity. The record is from RefSeq and is a predicted model, not a curated record. NCBI's taxonomy places the organism in Eukaryota, Metazoa, Chordata, Mammalia, Artiodactyla, Ziphiidae. Gene Ontology annotation, biological process: G protein-coupled receptor signaling pathway; immune response. Gene Ontology annotation, cellular component: membrane.
AUGCCCACGCCCAACACCUCUGUGCCUCCACCUGCUUUCUGGGUCAACACCUCUGGAGGCAGUGUGCUGAGUGCUGAUGAAGCUAUGACGCCUGUUGGAUUCCUAGCCCUGAGGGUUGCCCUGGCCUAUGGGCUCGUGGGGGACAUCGGCUUGCUGGGAAAUUUGGCCGUACUCUGGGUUCUGGGUAACUGCGCUUGGCGAGCCCCCUGCCCACUUUCUGAUGCUUUUGUCUUUAAACUAGCUUUGGCAGACCUGGGGCUGGCACUCACUCUCCCCUUCUAGGCAGCCGAGUCGGCACUGGACUUCCACUGGCCCUUCGGAGGUGCCCUCUGAAAGAUGGUCCUGACAGCCACCGUCCUCAACAUCUACGCCAGCAUCUUCUACAUCACGGCGCUGAGUGUUGCCCAAUACUGGGUGGUGGCCAUGGCUGCAGGACUCGGCACCCACCUCUCGCUCUUCUGGGCCCAUGUGGCCACCCUGGCCGUGUGGGUGGCAGCUGCCCUGGUAACGGUGCCCGCAGCUGUCUUUGGGGCCAAGAGCGAGGUGACUGGCGUGCGUCUGUGCCUGCUGUGCUUCCCCAGCAGGUAUCGGCUAGGGGCCUACCAGCUGCAGAGGGUGGUCCUGGCCUUUAUGGUGCCUCUGGGCAUCAUCACCACCAGCUACCUGCUGUUGCUGGCCUUCCUGCGGCGGUGGCAACGGCAACGGCAGGACAGCAGAGUCGUGGCCCGCUCCAUCCACAUCCUUCUGGCUUCCUUCUUCCUCUGCUGGUUCCCCAACCACGUGGUCCCUCUUUGGGGUGUCCUGGUGAAGUCUGACCUGGUGCCCUGGGGCACUUUCUACACCAUCCAUACCUAUGUCUUCCCCAUCACCAACUGCCUGGCACACAGCUGCCUCAACCCCAUGCUGCACUGCUUCCUAAGGCGGGAGCCCCGGUAGGCCCUGGCAGACACCUUCAGGGAUCUGUGAGCAAGGCUGUGGCCCCAGGGCCGGGGCUGGGUAGAACAGGUGGGCAGGCGGUGGAUGGAGAGCACCCCUUGGGAGGGUGACCCUUCUACCAGGCUUACCAACCUGGACAAAGGGACACCUAGGUGA